Galleria mellonella (greater wax moth) is the source of this 2613-nucleotide messenger RNA. RefSeq lists its product as uncharacterized. Gene Ontology annotation, molecular function: zinc ion binding. Bases 170 to 2368 code for a protein of 732 amino acids. NCBI's taxonomy places the organism in Eukaryota, Metazoa, Arthropoda, Insecta, Lepidoptera, Pyralidae. The transcript is spliced from 3 exons. The record is from RefSeq and is a predicted model, not a curated record.
ACGCAUCAGAAAUACCAACUCGGUUCGGCGCACGGCGACACAUGCGCUUUUCUUUCAACAUUGAUUUAUUGUAAUUGUGUGAUACCGUAUAACCUGUUUAGAUUUGUAAGAAAAUCUAAUUCCAAUAUAACACAGAGACGUAAAUUACGCUUUGGAAGUAAUAACGGAUAUGUUUACUUCGCAAGAACUAAAGAAAUUUCUAGAACAAAUAUCUGAGAACGCGAAAUUCGUAAAGUACGAUUUCGUGUCAGCGGAAAAAUUUACGAUACAGUUGAGAAGUACGGUAGUAACCGACCAGUCGCAGGAGUACUACAACCAGUAUGUCGGCAAAUGGAUACAAAAGUUCUCCGACUACACCGCCACCAACUGGAUAGUGAGGAAUUCAUUUCCUAAAGUCAAACGGAUGCUGUUCCGCAAGGUGUUCACUUGCCACCGGUCGGGUUAUAACAAGUCAAAGAGCGCCGAUAGAACGCUCAAUGUCGAGUGUAAAGCAAAAAUAGACUUCAAAAUGAAGUUUAUCAAUAGAAACACCAUAAGGAACGACGCGUACCUGAAGGAUAAUUUGAACAUGUGCAUCUUUAUAAACUUCGUGCACUCCCACAAGGUGAGAGGCCGGGAGUCGUACAACUUAUUAAAGAGCUCGUCGGACACCGAUCGGAUUUUCUACGAGUUGUUCGACGAUGGAUACACACCGACCAUGGCGAAAAUGUACCAUGAACUAACACUGAUCGAUAGACACGGGCACGGGUCCGAGGUUUUAAUGGCGGCGAGUAUAAACCCAUCGAUGCACCACGUACAUUACGUACAUAAAAAGUGGAAAAGUUUGGACAAAACGAUUGGCACACCUGAAGAACUUAUGGCCAGAAAGAAGGAGAGUAUCACCAAACUGGGCGGUCUGAUGUGUCACGACAACCCUCAAGUUAUCGUCGUCGUAACCCCUCUGAUGAGGCGCGUAAUCUCAGAGUGUAGUUUGGAUAUUGUCAUCGUGGAGUCAACGGUGACAAAUAUUCUUGUAACCUUCAUGUACGUGCCGAGCAAAGUAGGAGCUUUACCAAUGGCUUGCGUGCUGCACACGGAACAAAACGAAGCCAGCUACAGUCAAGCUUUUUUCGCUGUAAAAUUGCUAUUGGAAGAUGAGUGCGGCAAAAGUUUCGAGCCGAAAACGCUGUUCGCGAACAAUCUGCAGGUCCAAAGGAGCGCAUUGGAAGCUAUCUAUCCGAGUUCGAGGGUACUGGUCUCCAAUUCGUCGAUAUGCUGCGAUGUAUGGGAAUGGAUAUGUAAGGACACCAAUAAGAUUGAUCGCAAAAAGCGACACAUCCUUAUGACAAUGUUCGACUCAAUGUUUCGGGCUGAUACUAUGGAAACCGCUGAGAAGUAUUUCGACGUGUUAAGUAAAGACGAAUAUGUGAAUGCGACACCGACAUUGUUGGACUAUGUCAAUGAAAUAUGGGGCCAAUGUAGACAUUGGUUUGUUGAUCACGAGGAGGUCAAGGAUAAACACAUCGAUUUAUCUGUACGUCUGUUUAAAGAACUAAUUGUGAGUAAAUGUAAGCCUUUCAACAUAGGUGCAAUGGUCGACGUCGCAACCAAUAUAUUGGACAAUUAUUUCCGCCAGAUAUUGCUAGCUUACGUGAAGGAGCAGGAUGUUUUCAAGAUGUAUACAAAGUUUUUUAAAAUGUGUAAAAGUGUAUUAGAAUUGGACUUUAAAAGAAUUGGUGCUAAUGAGUACAGGAUGCAGCUCGAGUCGCCGGCAUCGAAGAGCAAGUACAUAAAAUUCAGGACGGACACGUGGUGCUGCGACUGUGUUUACGGAAAGAGGGGACAUUUCUGCGAACACCUGACGAGUAUCAUCAAUUCGAUGGAAUCAAAGCUCAAAAUAGCGGAUUUGGGUGAAGAUGAGAAAUCGUUUAUCGUUACAAUAGCUGGGGACGACAAAUGUGUUAAGGAGCUAAAAUUUGAGAAUGUAGCUACUGAAAUAAUUCACGAGCACGGAGAAUCGAUAGAUGACGAAUGCGACGACCAAUCAAUAAAAUCAUCGAAAGACAAUGACGUUUAUUGCUAUGAAGAGAUAAAAAUAGAAAAGCUUGAGAAUACCGAUCCUUUGAAUGACGAUGAUAGGAAUGACGAGCAAAACAGUGGACUAACUGCCGACUCCGAAGCUAGAUCAGUGGAUGGACAAUCAGAACUUCAUAGAAAUUACGGCAAGGCCUUGAGAGCGUUGAACGAAGAGUUUCGAAGGUUGAAUAAGUUAUUCAAGGAGAAUGCUAAUACGUCCAACUUGAAUACAGUGCAGCGGUUGGCGAGGGAGUUGAGCAAAAUAAGGCCGAUAGAGAGAUGGAUCGUCGAUGAGACUCUCCUUCACGAUUGAGGUCCUCGCAAUGCGUCUCCAUCUACUUCUGUUCGCAGCCGAGCGAGAGCAUUCCACAAUAGACUGCUGUGUGGCCGUUUUGAUGAGGUCAGUCCAUCGCCUUGGCGAUCUACCACGAGAACGUUUGCCUUGUACAGCUCCUUGCAGAAGUUAGCGGCGGAAUUUUAGGCUAAAGUAUUUGUAUUGUGCGGGGAUCGAAGCUACGACCAUCAGAAGGCAGUACAUCAAACCGCUAGAGCAGUAAG